Callorhinus ursinus (northern fur seal) is the source of this 738-nucleotide messenger RNA. NCBI's taxonomy places the organism in Eukaryota, Metazoa, Chordata, Mammalia, Carnivora, Otariidae. The record is from RefSeq and is a predicted model, not a curated record.
AUGGCCCAAGACAACUCUCCAAACAAGACCAUAACAAUGAAUCAGAGACGCAGCCGCACCAAAUUCACAGAAGAUCAAUUGAAAAUCCUCAUCAAGGCAUUUGACCAAAAUCCUUACCCAGGUUAUGCUACCAAACAAAGACUUGCUUUAGAAAUCAACACUGAUGAGUCCAGAAUCCAGAUUUGGUUUCAGAAUCGAAGAGCUAGGCACCAGUGCCAGAAAAAAUCAGAACCCGAUGAGGACUUAGAAUCAAGUCAAGACCAAGAUCACUCUGAAGAGGAGAUUCAAAGUAGAGAAGACAGACGGUGUCGUACCAGCUAUACUUCUUCACAAUUACACACCCUCAUCGGGGCAUUUAUGAACAACCCUUAUCCUGGAAUUGAUACCAGAGAGCAACUUGCUAAGGAAAUUGGCAUUCCAGAGUCAAGAGUCCAAAUUUGGUUUCAAAAUCGGAGAUCCAGAUUCCAUGUCCAGAGAAAAAGAGAACCUGAUGAUCAAGACUCAGAACAGAGACAAGACCAGGAACAGGAUCUCUGGGAUGAGAGAGUUCAAGACAACUGUUUUCCCAAUAAACUAUUGGGCCUUUUCAGACCCAACAAACCCACUAGCUGUCUCUGCGGAAGCCUGGACUCAAGGUCAACUGAUACAGUCCCAGCCCAUGAACAAGGAAGGCCCUGCAUUUCUUAAUCAAGAAAAUGAGCCCAAGACCCCAUCCAGCUUAUACCAGCUGCCCUAAAU